Penaeus vannamei (Pacific white shrimp) is the source of this 672-nucleotide messenger RNA. The record is from RefSeq and is a predicted model, not a curated record. NCBI's taxonomy places the organism in Eukaryota, Metazoa, Arthropoda, Malacostraca, Decapoda, Penaeidae.
ACCUCGAACCAACUACCAUGAACCGUUCAGGCGAGACCGGAGGAGCCACGAAGCAGCUGCCAUGGGACGAGAAUCUCCCUAAGGUAUCCGAGCGGCUCCGGGUACUGCUGUCUACGGGCUGGCGUUCGGACGUCACCGUUCACGUACAGGGUGUCCAGAUGAAGGCUCACCGACUCAUCUUAGCCAUGAACUCCGCUGUGUUGAGGGAGCAGCUCUUCGACCAAAACGAAACCGCUUCGAACUCCGAACUCAUCCUCGCUGACGAAUCCCCUGAAGCAUUUUACGCCGUCUUGGAGUACAUGUACGGCGGUUUUCCUAGUCUGGAUAGCGUUCCUUUCGCUCUUAAAGUGAGCGACCUCGCCGUGAAGUUCCAGCUGGAAGAACUCCAUUCAGCUUGUUCGGUGUACAUCGCGCAGAACAUACAAAACGCCAGGGACCAAGUCGGCAACGCAGGUCACCUUCCGCAGGAAACGUCAGCAGGUGGCUCCAGACUGCGAAGACGAAAGGGAGAUCAAGUCUGUACUGUCGACAACGAAGCCCCUCCGCGCGACUAGGCCUACUAGCAAGAUGAAAUGUGCAACCCUCCAGAAAGAUUCCGUUCAGCAUCUUCAACUUUCCAAGGAUUUUCUUCUUUCGUUUCAGUAUUUGGUUUUCAGGAGGUCAGUGGUGGGU